AUGAAAAAGAGAACACAGCAGAAUUACCUCAAGAGCUUGAAACGAUUCUCGGUUUUCCUCACUGUCCAAACCAACCUGAGAAAUGAGGAUUUGCCACUCCAUAAAGAGUGCCAGUACUUCAUUGCCUUCAAUGAUUCUUUGCAGCACAUCCUUGCCAAGCACUCAAAGAAAGAGAUCACCCAAAAGAGGAGAAAAUGUGAUUCGCAUUCCAUAAUUGGGGUAAAGGAGCACAAGACAGCAGCACAGCAAGUGGCCGUGUUUACCCUGUCAGAGGAGAAGGAGCAUUGGUUGGAUGUGUACUACAGACUGGUGCGGCCACAGCUCCUGAGACCCACCAGGAAACGCAAGAGGGAUGUGGAGGACGAGAUGGAUGGAGAAGAAAGAUUCUUCCUUUCCACCGCAGGGAGGCAGAUCCACAGUGCCUCCAAGGACCUGCACCGGUUGCACACAAGGCACAACCUCCCGUCAGUGACCAGCCAGAUGGCACGCAGAGUCUUUGAGACGGCAGCUAAGAGCCUGACAGAUUCUGAAAAAUCAAUGGUGGCCGAUUACCUGACCCAUUCCAGCGCAACAGCGGAGAAGCAUUACCGCGUUAAGACGAGUGGACAUGCUGUGACGGCUGCUGAGAUUAUGAAGGACAUGGGUGGUGUCUCAAGUUCUGAUUCUUCUGGGGAGGAUGCCAUCCCGGAACCUUCUGGGGAGGGUACCAGCUUUGAGUCUUCUGGGGAGAGUACCAGCCGUAGUACCUGUAGCACUGCCGGUUCUGCUACUGCUGUCAGAUCUUCGUCAGAAUCGGAAAAGGAAAUUCAGGCGUCAUUUCAAAUCCUACUUACGAAAUAUCCCGUGACAAUUGAUGGGCCAAAACCAAAACGGGAACUUCUAAAGGGUGUGUCUUGUUGGCGAAAGUUUUAUGAGCGUUGGGAGAAGAGGCAGUUGAAACUGCGACAAGAAUGUGUCCACUGAAACUUCACUUGGCGUCAGCCAACACAUAACCGGCUCGAAGAAUGUGUUGCUAAGCAGGCAUGGGCCGGUAAAACUGGUAGCCAACGACUUCUUGUGAGGAGGACUCCCGUAGUCUGCCAGGCAUCAGCCUUCAGACAUUCUGUUGCAUGUCCCAGACCUGGUGAAAUGUAACUGAAUUGUCUUGGCCAGCUCUGCCUCGAUCUUCAUCUGAAUUCAGUGUAGCCAAAUUCAGAUGAGGGAUUUACUUGGGGGGUGCACCAGGGUCGGGGCUGAGCCGGGGAAGGUGUCUCCAUGUUCCUGUGACGGAGCCCCCGUCCCCGGGACCGCAUCAUGUCCCCCUGUGUAGCCGAAUUCAGAUGAGGGAUUUUGGAUAAAAAUGUGUGAAUGAGAGCCGUGGCUGUGUCCCCCGGAUGAUUUUACGACUUGGGGAGUGCACCGGGGUCGGGGCCAAGCUCCUGUGACGGAGCCCCCGUCCACGGGACCGCAUUAUGUCCCCCCAGAUGAGCGAUUUCGGAUAAGUGACGUCGCGAUUAACAAGACGAAAUAACGUUAUAACAUUACGUCUUGUUUUGGUCAACGAAAAUGAAGAGACAUUUUAGCAUAUUUUUUAUUUUGUAAACCACAUUUAGU
Molecule: messenger RNA, 1593 nt
Organism: Scophthalmus maximus (turbot)
Lineage: Eukaryota; Metazoa; Chordata; Actinopteri; Pleuronectiformes; Scophthalmidae
Exons: 6
Coding region: 1-963 (320 amino acids)
Source: RefSeq, a predicted model, not a curated record